AUGUAUCACAGAAUUUUUAUUAUUAUCCCAAUCUUCGUCAUCGCCACCCUAUCCUACAGCAUUGAAGCUCGUGGAACUUUGCUGGACAAAUUGAAUUAUAUAGCCGGCCAGAGUCAAUAUGCCAACAAAAUCUAUGGACAACUUCAGAUGCCUUUCUCCCUGGAAACGGCGAUGGCUGCAAGUAUGAAAAUCGCCCUGGAGAGCUGCCAAAUGGCAUUCAAAUGGGAUCGUUGGAAUUGCCCCACAUCAGACUUUAUACGCAGACGCACUACAAAAGCUGUUCUAAUGGAUCGCGAGGAUGCAUAUGUGACUGCCAUUUCUACUGCAGCUGUUUUGUACACCAUCACCAAAGACUGUACCAGUGGCAUAAUAGCAGGAUGUGGUUCAUCAUCGGAUAAAUCCUUUGCGUCGCAGUGCUCCGACAAUCCCCAGGAGGCAGAAAAACUUUUCCGUAGUCAUGCACACAUUGACUUCUCUGAUGAUUUUUAUGGAAAACUAUCGGGACAUAACUACAGAGCCAUUACCAAUCUAAUGGAGAAAUCUCUUAACAAGCAAUGUGCUUGCGCCAUCAUGGGACCAAGGGGCAACUGUGGCAAGGAAAUAUGCCUGCAUACCCUCAAACCUUUUGAGGAAAUUGCCAAGGAUAUUCGACAAAUGUACGAUGAAGGUUUGGAGUUAAGCAAUACACCAGAAAACUCCCGCGUCAUGUGGGACAAUAUUCCGCUAGACGUUUUAGUCUACAUGAAUGAUUCGCCCAACUAUUGUGAACCGGAUGCAGUGCCUUUUUGGAAUGGCAUGCGUGGACGCCAAUGUUCAGUGGGACCCACUGGUGAGCCCCUGUCCGAAGAGGAACGCUUGAAAUGUCGCCAACUUUGCACUGAAUGCGGCUACAGUGUACGAUCCCAAAAUAUUCUAACCGAAAGUCGUUGCAAUUGCAAAUUGACAUGGGGCUUCCAAGUUCAAUGCGAAAUGUGUGUGGCCGUCCAACAGCAACAUUUUUGCUACUAA
Messenger RNA from Stomoxys calcitrans (stable fly), 1008 nucleotides. RefSeq names its product wnt inhibitor of Dorsal protein-like. Gene Ontology annotation, cellular component: extracellular region. NCBI's taxonomy places the organism in Eukaryota, Metazoa, Arthropoda, Insecta, Diptera, Muscidae. Gene Ontology annotation, molecular function: cytokine activity; frizzled binding. The coding region runs from base 1 to 1008 and encodes 335 amino acids. Gene Ontology annotation, biological process: multicellular organism development; canonical Wnt signaling pathway; neuron differentiation. The transcript has a single exon. The record is from RefSeq and is a predicted model, not a curated record.